This is a messenger RNA of Diorhabda sublineata, 3226 nucleotides long. RefSeq names its product PDZ domain-containing protein GIPC1-like. Bases 193 to 1137 code for a protein of 314 amino acids. The transcript is spliced from 5 exons. The record is from RefSeq and is a predicted model, not a curated record. Lineage: Eukaryota; Metazoa; Arthropoda; Insecta; Coleoptera; Chrysomelidae. Gene Ontology annotation, molecular function: protein binding.
AGUGGUUCACUCAACCUCAACCGGUACCCGUAUGUUUAGUUUCAGUUGAUGUCAGUUUUUGGUUCGGUGUUAACGCAUCCUCCGACAAUUGAUUAAUUCCACGAUACAUUACAUCCACGGAUAUUGAUAACUGCGAUAUGUUAUAUUGCAGUCGCGUGUGCUAGUGCUGGUGAUUAAAAUAAUAGUUAAAAAAUGUUUAAAAGACAGAAACCGAAAAGUAGUUGUCCUACUGCCCAAAACGGCGAAUCUCAACUCUCCCAAAUGGAGAAUAAUGUUCCCGUCAAUCCAGUGUCCAAAAACAAUUUGCAAUUUUAUUGUCAGUUGGCUCACGGUAGUCCGACAGCUUUUGUAUCCGGAUUUUCUAAUGUUAAGGAGUUAUACGACAAAAUUGGAGAAUGUUUUGAUAUACCACCUUCAGAGAUACUAUUUUGUACACUAAAUACAUACAAAGUGGAUAUGAAAAAACUUUUGGGUGGCCAAAUAGGGUUAGAAGACUUUAUAUUUGCACAUAGGAAAGGUCGACCCAAAGAAGUGGAAUUAACGAAAUCGGAAGACGCUUUAGGACUUACAAUUACGGACAACGGAGCCGGAUAUGCAUUUAUAAAACGAAUAAAAGACGGAUCCGUCGUAUCUAAUAUUCCCCAUAUACAGGUAGGGGACCACAUAGAAAAAUUAGAUGGUGAAAAUAUGAUUGGGAAGCGCCAUUUCGAAGUAGCAAAAGCUCUAAAAGAAAUUCCAAAAGGAGCCACGUUUACAAUUCGACUGGUUGAAUCAAUGAAAAGUGGAUUCACGAAUAUAGCUCCAAAAAUGGGUAAAGUCAAUGGAAAUAAGAAAGGAUAUGGAAGUGGCAAAGAAACUUUAAGGUUCAAAGCAGGUGGUAAAGCAGAAAUACAAGAACAGGAUUGUGUGAUGGACGCAGGAGUUGAAAAAAUUAAUAACAUUCUAGAAUCAUUCAUGGGUAUCAACGAUUCUGAGUUGGCAACGCAAAUUUGGGAACUAUCAGUAGGCAAACAAAAUUCAAUGGAUUUUGCCGAAUCGAUUGAUGACUCAGACCUUGCUGCAUUCGAAUUCACUGAUGAAAUUAUCAUAGAGCUUUGGGGAGCAAUCACUGAUGCAAGACAUGGAAGAUUGAAGUGAGACAUGUGCCAGGAACAAUAUUUGUACUGCAAUUCGAAAAGUAUCAUAAUUUAGAUUAGUCAACAAACGAAUUAAUUAAUGCUUUUUAUUGUUGAUUGUUGACAUGUACCUAAAUAAUUAUUUAACUUGUUGAAACAGUAUACAUUUAAAUAUUUUUGAUUAUGUUCGACCAACCCUGAGCAAUAACGAAAUUUUGGAAGUAAAAUUAAUAUAUUGUAAGUCGCUUUCAAUUUUGGGGUAAAAAAAAUCAUUUUCUAAAUAAACGAUACUACAAUGGAACUGUACUGGUAAGGUGUGGCGUGAAUGAUUAAAUGAAAAACUGGAAAAUACAUUUCGGAAUCCUAAAACUAUUCAUUAAUAAAAAUUAAAUGUUACUCAUAAUAUUUAGAUAUACGAUGCCAAUUCAUUUCCGAGAAGUUAUCAAUAAAAAACAAGUGAAUAAAGUUUCACACAGACUUUUAUUAUCCACCUCUAUUCAAAGCAUCCUUGGCAAUCGUCUGAACUUAAUUCGUUCAAAACCAUGAUUACUGGUUCUUUGAUCUCCUCUACACCAUUGUGAUAAAGCCUUCUUUGAAGUGUGAUUUCAUCUUGGUAAAUAAAACAAGUCGUAGGGGGCAAUAACGAGACUAUUGGGUGAUUGCCGCAUCAUUGGAGAGCUUUUUACUUUAAACUCUUGUAUAUUCAAUGAGGAAGAGGCUGGUUCAGAACGAACACGGCAAACGCGUGUUUGAUUCCUUUUAUAACAUUUUACGGACGAUUUCUUUAUAUUUAACUCUUCAGCUGCACGAAUGGUUGAGUACCAGCCAGAUGUGAACAUCGCGCCUAAAAGUUCGACAAUCGCAUAGUUACGAGUGGUAACGCGAGCUUAUUCACGUGGAUCGUUUUGUACUAAUUAACGUUCCUCUUGGAAAUGAUUUACCCAUUCCGACUACAUGUUUUUGACAUUUAUCAAGGAUUUCUGAGUGUUUUUUGGCACUAAAAAUUGAAUACGAGUCGCUCAUUUUUACAACACUAAAACAGUUUUGUAAAAAAAUACACACAAAAAUCAAACAAUAGUUUCAGGAUUGUUGGCGGUCAGGGACCAUUGCGCACUUAGGCCUUCUAAUAGACCCGUCGUGCCCCGCUUGGAACUACCAAUGUCCUUUGAAAAGUUAAUUAGAAACACAAACCAAACGUGUUUCACUUGCAAGUAAAACUGAAAGAGAGUCUUUUUUCUGAGCAGAUAUAGGAACUUAAACCCUAUUAAUCCCUAACGUAACCUAUGUAUAAAAUACUUUAUGAUUAUUUACAAUAGCUCAAAUACAAGUUUUUUUACCGCAUAGUCGGUCAUUACUCGUUGACCAUCAACUAAACUUAACAAUACAAUUUUCAAUAUUCCGUCUAAACAAAUUUAAACAAAAGUUAUUUCACAAUAUACUCGUAGUAAACCAGGAAAUUGGUUAAUUAAAUCAUUCAAAUUUUAUUCGAUAACAAUGUAGAAGGUCGAUUUAAAUGACAAAAACUGUGAAAAAGUCUUUUGUGUCUGUGAUUAGUGGAUUAUGUUAUUUCUCAGAUCAUGACACAUCAGUAGAUAAGCUUCCGAUCCUACAAAGAAAACCAAUUUGUCUGUCCGAAAAUUCCCCAUCAGUAUUCUAGCGCUUUCAUUUAAGACCAAUUUAUCUUCUCAUUUGGACUAAAUAUAUUUUGCUAAAAUUUGUUAUAGGACACAAAUGGAUAAAAAUCUCUAGAGGAUAAAGUGGCAAUAUGAAAUGUAACUUUGUGAUUAACAUGAUACAAUCUGACCACUAUUGACUUGCUUUUUACUAAAAGAUUCUGUAACUAAUUACCCCAUGCAACUCGAAAUACGAAAGCCAUAUUAUUGCAAGCACUCUGUUCUACUCAGCUGACAUUAAAAUCAUUAAAAAUGCUACUAUUCGAAAAUAAGCAGUAUACAUUUUUCAAAAUACGUAGAAUAAAUAUUAUAAAAAGAAAACAUUGUUCCAAAUGUUUGUUGACUAAACUAAUAGUUGUUUUAAUAUUAGUAAUUAGGAAUUACAUUGUGAAGAUUUAAUGAAUGUUAUAUGUAAUUAAUAAAGAGUUUAAAAUUUUA